Callorhinchus milii (elephant shark) is the source of this 3177-nucleotide messenger RNA. RefSeq names its product centrosomal protein of 120 kDa-like. The transcript has 21 exons. The record is from RefSeq and is a predicted model, not a curated record. Gene Ontology annotation, biological process: centrosome cycle; interkinetic nuclear migration; positive regulation of centriole elongation. Gene Ontology annotation, cellular component: centrosome; centriole. NCBI's taxonomy places the organism in Eukaryota, Metazoa, Chordata, Chondrichthyes, Chimaeriformes, Callorhinchidae. Bases 1 to 3177 code for a protein of 1058 amino acids.
AUGAGCUCCUCCAGACCUGACCAGCUGCUCAUCGUCCUGUCCAUCUUGGAAGGGCGCCGCUUUCCCAAGCGUCUGCGGCACCAGCUCGUGGUGGAGGCCAGGUUCGAUGGUGAGAGCCUCUUCACAGACCCCGUUGAGCACUUGGAGCAGCCCGAGUUCGCCACCGAGCUCGCCUGGGAGCUGGACCGCAAGUCGCUGCACCAACACAGGCUGCAGAGGACUCCGAUCAAGCUGCAGUGCUUCGCCGUGGAUUCCCCAUCUGCAAAGGAGCCGGUUGGCUACGUGGUCCUUGAUCUUAGGUCCGUUCAAGAAAAGCCAACGCCACCCAAGUGGUACCCACUAUUGAGCAGCAAGUAUGCCAAGACACGUCCAGAGCUCCGGAUUGGGGUGCUGCUGGAAAACGACUCAAAAGCACAGCCAGACGCAUUCCGGGCCAGAGACGCUCCACCGAGAGACGCACGCAUUCCAAACGCCAAGGCUCUGACGGCCGUGCUGGAUGAGGAGGAAGGCUUCUACUGGAUAGGUCCAUCCCGCCAGGCCACUGAUGUCUACGUGGUGUCAGUCACCAUUGCAUUUGCAGCUCAUUUAGAACAGCUGGUGCCGAGCAGUGUGCGGCUCCCGGAGGGCAAGCCUGAGUUCUACUUCUACUACACCCUGCUGGGCAACAGUGUUGCCAACGACCCCUUCGCUGACCUCCUGAACCCCAACUUCUCGCCGGAGCGAGCCUCCCUUAAAAUCCGGAGCACGGUUGAUGUUUUGCAGCGCUACUUUUCCUUGCAGCCUCCAAUACAGAUUCACCUCUGUUGUGGGGAGCAAUCCCUAGGCAGCACGGAGGUGUCACUGGAAGGAUUAGCACGCAGAGAGGUGGACAUGAGACCUGUGACGGUGGAGGGGGUGUUCGCCCUGGUCCCUCCCAACAAAACUAAGCAGAAGAUGCCGCCACUCGCUUCCGACGAGGCUCCUUCCGUCGGCGUUUCAGUGACACUCCGGCGAGAGGGUGCUCCUUCUCGGGAGGCGAGUCCAGAGAAUGCAACAUCUAAAAAACGGCUUCCAAGCAAAGAGCCCACAAAGCCAGCCUCCCAUCUGGAAGUGAGCAAGCAAGCAUCUAUAGGGGUGCCGCCCUCCCCACCCACCAAACAAUCAGCCUCAAGCCAGCCCAAAGCACACGGCUCAUCCCCUCCGCCAAGUUCUUUCAACUCUCCUGAGUGUUCAGGCCAUGGAGGCCAAGCCUCCAGGCCACAGCAGCCCCGGUCUGACCAUGCUACCAAUGGGAAGCCCUCAGGCCAGCCGAGCCAGGCCUCGGGGCCUCCGGUGGGGCCGGCGGGCCUCGCUGACAGUCGUGGGAACAGCACAGGAAACGAGGGCGAGAGCCUGGAGGAUGAUGGUCGCACUUCAGGAGCAGGGCCCAAGGAAGCUGCUCCGGUGUCCAGCGCCGCUACUGGAAGUGAGUCGGGCCUGACGUCCGGCUCACGCGUAGCCAUCCCUGCCACUGCCCACCACAUGUGCUUCUCUCUGGACUUGCGCAGCAUCCGAGACCUGGCGCUGGACUCUGCUAUCAGCUGCUUACUGCGGUACUCGUACCCGUUCUUUGGCAGCGCUGCCCCCAUCAUGACGAAUCCUCCGGUGGAAGUUCGGAAGCACAUGGAAGUGUUCCUGCCACAGUCCUACUGCAUGUUUGAGUUUGCCACCCUACCCCAACAGCUGGAGGACACAUUCUACAGGGUGCCGCUGGUGGUGGAGUUGUGGCACCGCGACCGGCUCACCAAGGACAGCCUUCUGGGCGUGGCGCGCCUCCCGUUGUCCCACGUGCUCACGACGGAACGCGCACGAUUCCUGGCGCCCGACGGCGGCCAGUGCUGGAGGCAGGCGUACGGCGACCGCGCGCCCGUGCUCGCCACGCACGGCUCGAGUGAAAAAAUCGCAGAGUUAAAUUACACGAUGACUCUCGAAGACCGCGGAACUGUGAAGACCCAGCAGGUCUUAAUCCAGAGCACUCGCAGAUCGGCUGCACGUACCCGGCCCGAGCCGGCCCCCGCCGUGGCGGUGGUCAAGGAGCCCAGGCAGAGCCAGGAGUACCAGGCGGCUCUCGAGCUGGAGAUGUGGAAGGAGACACAGGAGGACUUAUUUGAAAACCAACUGAAACAGAAGGAGCUCGUGCACAUGCAGGCCUUGGCGGAGGAGUGGAAGAGAAGAGACAAAGAGAGGGAAGCCUUGGUCAAGAAGAAAGUUGCAGAGUAUUCCAUUCUUGAAGAAAAACUGCGGACAACGCUGUGCGACCUCGAGAGGCGGGAGAAAGAGCUCGUUGCAGGGGAACACGAGCUCCGGCAGCUGCAGCGGGAGCUGGAGGGGGAGCGGCAGCGUGCGCAGUUGGAGGCGGCGGACCGCGUGCGCCGUGCGCACGAGGACUGCAGUCACCAGAUCGAGCUGGAGCGGCUCAAGUUGGCGCAGAUGGAGGAGGCGCGCGGCCACUCACUCACGCAGCUGCGAGAGGCUGAGCAAAGGCAUAAGGCGCUGGAGCGAGAGUUCCAGCAGUACCGCGAGCAGCAAAACGUCAAGCCAGAAGUCCGUCUUCAGUCCGAGAUCAACCUGCUCAACCUGGAGAAGGUUGAGCUGGAACGUAAGCUGGAUUCAGCCCUCAAGUCCAAGCUUCAUUACAAACAGCAAUGGGGUCGUGCGCUGAAGGAACUGGCCAGGAUUAAGCAGAGGGAGCAGGAGAAUGCUCUGGCGAGGCUACACAAGCAGCAGACGGAGCUGGAGCACAUGAGACUGCGGUACCUGGCGGCCGAGGAGAAGGAGGUAGUGAGGUCCGACCGCCAAGAGCUGGAAGGCAUCAAGAAUGACCUCAACAGACUAAAACUUCAGGAGCAGCAGAAGGAGCCUGGACCGAAGCCAGCCCAGCUGCUGCUCGACACCGCUGCCGCCGGUGCUGCCCCGCGUGCAGCCAUCGGGGGGCACGGGAGCGACGGCGCCGCCGAGGAGAGCCACGACGCGCACCUCACGCGCCUCAUUGAGGAGAGGGACACGCUGCUCCGCACGGGCGUCUACACGCACGACGACCGCAUCAUCGUAGAGCUCGACCGGCAGAUCCGAGAUGCCAUCUCGCGGCACAACGGAAACGUCGGUCACGCGGGCCCCACGGGCCACAUCGGCCACAUCAGCCACACCAGCCACACUUGA